Molecule: messenger RNA, 1057 nt
Organism: Triticum aestivum (bread wheat)
Lineage: Eukaryota; Viridiplantae; Streptophyta; Magnoliopsida; Poales; Poaceae
Product: B3 domain-containing protein Os03g0212300-like
Exons: 2
Coding region: 58-900 (280 amino acids)
Molecular function (GO): DNA binding
Source: RefSeq, a predicted model, not a curated record
GGAAGGGCAGCGACAUAAACGGGGGAUACUCUAACCGCCGCUGGAUCUGUUGCGGCCAUGGUGGAGAGCGGCGCCGUACGCCGGCAAAAGUUCUUCAAAAUCCUCCUGCCGGGCUCCUUCGAGUCCAGCCUGUCUCUGCCGCCCAAGUUCGCGGCGCGCCUGGACCGGCCGCCGGUGCUCGCCGUCGCCACGCUGCGCGACCCCACGGGCAGGUCGUGGCACGUGGGCCUCGUCCGGCACGGCGCCGCGGGCCUGCGCUUCGACGGGAAGGGGUGGCGCAGCUUCGUCGCCGGCUGCGGCCUCUCCGCCGGCCAGCUCCUCGUCUUCGACCACCUCGACGACCUCGACUUCGCCGUCGAGCCAUUCGACACGUCCGGCUGCAACACCUCCUUCUUCGACGGCGAGCGUGGCGGCACAGUGAACAUCGACGACGACGACGCUGCCGCCGACGUGGAGGAGUCCGGCAGCGACAACCACCACCACGACGGGUCCCCCUCCCGGUCGCCACUGCCGACGGCCGGGACAAAGAGGAAGAGGCUCUCGCCGUCCACCACGUCGCCCGCCGGCUCCUCCGGACCUUCCUCGUCGGACGAUGGGGCGCUCCGGCUGGGCAUCGAGCAGCCGUUCCAUCUCCAGUACAUGGAGCUGACCAAGGCCUUCUGUGCCCGCGUGGGAUGGGCCGAGUCGUGCACCGCCGAGCUGACCGUGGCCGGCCGCGGCGACCGGCGAUGGGAGGUGUCCGUGAGGGUCGGCAGCAAGGGCGGCAUGAUCAUGGCCGGGUGGGAGGGCUUCGCGUGGGACAACGGCCUCAGGAUCUCCGACGUCUGCCUCUUCAGGCCGGCUAACCCCGGCGAUCAGGUGGUGCAGGUGCAAGUGCUCAGGGACUCGUCGUCGUCCUGAGCAAUCAAUCGCCGGCGAGCUUUAUCAAUUCGUGAUAGAAAAAGAUGCAAUGUGUUGGGUUUGUGGAAUUGGAUUUUGGAUCAACUCUUCUGAUUUCGCUCGCCCUUAUGGAUCCACUAGGAACUGAUAUUGAAUAUUUCGCGAUCAUUGUAUGUUU